AGAUUCUUGGAAAAUCUGGAUCCAUUUAAGGGCAUGUCUGAUACAGAUAUAUCAAACUUUUUGUAUCACGAAAGUCUUCGAAUUGAACCCAGAGGAUGCAAACAACCGCCUAAAUUUCCUAGAAAAUGGAGUUCUAUAUCACUUAAAUCCCCAGGCAUUAAACCCCGUCGACAAAAUGUUAAUAGUAAUGUUAGUUCUACUAGCAUGGGUUCUAAUAACGCCCAACCAAAUUCAACCAGUUGUAUCCAACCGGUUACAGCUCGAUCUCCUGCGGUAGAAAUUCCCGGAGGGGAACAACCUUCACCGAAUGUUAGUUGGUCUAACGCGGCUGCAAAUGACAUACAAGCAUUCUCUGUUUUUGCCAACGUAAAUAUACCGGAUCGUAACGGCACCAAGUGGACAUCGACUUCAGUUAAUAGCAAUUCCUCUUCGUCGUUCUUAACACAACCUUUACCAAUACGGAAUGAUUCUCGACAGUUGCCGGAGACCGAAGAUGCUCCAAUCUUACCAAAAAAACCUAAUUCAGGUUCUUGUUUACAAACAUCUAUUUGUCCUACAUUAAGCGAUACAUCUUCGUCGGUUCGUUUGGAUUCCGUUUUUAGCAUCUCGGAGGAAUAUAGCGGGCAGCCGGUGUCACAGUCAAGCUGUAAUAGAAAUGCGAAAAACCAGAUUGGUAUUGAAAAUGAAACACCUUCCCCUUUACCGAAACUAGUUGUUAGUCCUUUACGAGAACAUCAUUAUACAAAUAACAGAUCACCAUUCCACUGCACAACGUCCACAAAUAAAACCUCUAAUUUCACUUCCUGUAAUUUCAGUGCACAAUACAUAUUUAUGGUGAAUGAAGGACAUGUUGCAUAUACGCAUGUAUAUAUGUUUUCAAUUUGUUAGAGUUUUCGUCGUCAG
This is a messenger RNA of Musca domestica (house fly), 903 nucleotides long. RefSeq names its product protein son of sevenless-like. The record is from RefSeq and is a predicted model, not a curated record. The transcript is spliced from 3 exons. Gene Ontology annotation, molecular function: guanyl-nucleotide exchange factor activity. Gene Ontology annotation, biological process: small GTPase-mediated signal transduction. Lineage: Eukaryota; Metazoa; Arthropoda; Insecta; Diptera; Muscidae. The coding region runs from base 34 to 888 and encodes 284 amino acids.